UGCAUAAGAGACGUUCGUCGCCAUCCUGAAAGGGAUGGGCGACCCUAACGUGAGCCAGACACGAUGGCGCUGGGGCGCUGAUCGUGCUGCAUAAGAGACGUUCGUCGCCAUCCUGGAAGGGAUGGGCGACCCUAACGUGAGCCAGACACGAUGGCGCUGGGGCGCUGAUCGUGCUGCAUAAGAGACGUUCGUCGCCAUCCUGGAAGGGAUGGGCGACCCUAACGUGAGCCAGACACGAUGGCGCUGGGGCGCUGAUCGUGCUGCAUAAGAGACGUUCGUCGCCAUCCUGGAAGGGAAUGGGGCGAUCCGAACGUGAAAGAGACACGAUGGCGCUGAGAAGCCGAUCGUGCUGCAUAGGACGGUCGUCGCCAUCCUGGAGAGAAUGGGCGAGCCGAACCGUGAAGCCAAGUACGAUGGCGUCGAGGGGCCGAUCGCACUGCAUAAGACGUUCGUCGCCAUCCUGGAGGGAAUGGGGCGAUCCGAACGUGAAAGAGACACGAUGGCGCUGAGAAGCCGAUCGUGCUGCAUAGGACGGUCGUCGCCAUCCUGGAGGGAAUGGGCGAGCCGAACCGUGAAGCCAAGUACGAUGGCGUCGAGGGGCCGAUCGCACUGCAUAAGACGUUCGUCGCCAUCCUGGAGGGAAUGGGGCGAUCCGAACGUGAAAGAGACACGAUGGCGCUGAGAAGCCGAUCGUGCUGCAUAAGACGGUCGUCGCCAUCCUGGAGGGAAUGGGCGAGCCGAACCGUGAAGCCAAGUACGAUGGCGUCGAGGGGCCGAUCGCACUGCAUAAGACGUUCGUCGCCAUCCUGGAGGGAAUGGGGCGAUCCGAACGUGAAAGAGACACGAUGGCGCUGAGAAGCCGAUCGUGCUGCAUAGGACGGUCGUCGCCAUCCGUAAAGCCAAGUACGAUGGCGUCGAGGGGCCGAUCGCACUGCAUAAGACGUUCGUCGCCAUCCUGGAGGGAAUGGGGCGAUCCGAACCGUGAAGCCAAGUACGAUGGCGUCGAGGGGCCGAUCGCACUGCAUAAGACGUUCGUCGCCAUCCUGGAGGGAAUGGGGCGAUCCGAACGUGAAAGAGACACGAUGGCGCUGAGAAGCCGAUCGUGCUGCAUAGGACGGUCGUCGCCAUCCGUGAAGCCAAGUACGAUGGCGUCGAGGGGGCGAUCGCACUGCAUAAGACGUUUGUCGCCAUCCUGGAGGGAAUGGGGCGAUCCGAACGUGAAAGAGACACGAUGGCGCUGAGAAGCCGAUCGUGCUGCAUAAGACGGUCGUCGCCAUCCUGGAGGGAAUGGGCGAGCCGAACCGUGAAGCCAGGUACGAUGGCGCUGAGGGGCCGAUCGCACUGCAUAAGACGUUCGUCGCCAUCCUGGAGGGAAUGGGCGAGCCGAACCGUGACGCCAGGUACGAUGGCGCUGAGGGGCCGAUCGCACUGCAUAAGACGUUCGUCGCCAUCCUGGAGGGAAUGGGGCGAUCCGAACGUGAAAGAGACACGAUGGCGCUGAGAAGCCGAUCGUGCUGCAUAGGACGGUCGUCGCCAUCCUGGAGGGAAUGGGCGAGCCGAACCGUGAUACAGAAAAAUAGUGAUGAUCAUCUCAUGGCCCUCGGCCUGUCGGUGAGUGGUAAUCGUCCCACGGCCCUCGGCCGUGCUGGUGAUGUGUCAAGUCUCUCUCCUGAUUGACUGUGAGAAGCCGAUCGUCUGCCAGGACUCCAUCCGGGAAGGAAUGGUGAGCCUGAAAUAAAUCUGGGCGAUGUCCCUUCUACCUGAUCUGGGGAGCUAAUCGUCAUUCGAGGCAAAAGAAACCCUGAUGUUAGCCGAUCGUCGUCGGCCACUUCAUUCUUCGUACUUAAGUCUUGUAAUUAUUCUUUACAUAUGUUUUUCAGUUUGUACUUCACAGCCAAUAGUGCCAAGGAAUAAAAUCAUUCUUUGCUCCGUGCUCUUCUGGCAUCUUUUUUUUUUUUUUUUUUUUUUUUUUUUUUUGGAGUCUUCUGGUCUUCGUUCGUCAUUGGUCCUUGGUCCUACCGGCGUUCUUACAUCGAAGAUACGUUCGGUAUCCGCGGACAUCGCAAUGAGGAACAGGUAUAUCUACAUCGAGAUUCCCUCCCUUUUUCGUUCGUCCCUGGUCCUUUUAGUCUUACCGGCGUCUCUUGCAUCGAAGAAGACGUUCGGUACCCAAGGAACUCGCAGGGACGAACUGGUUUACCCUCACGGGUUCCCGUCUUUGUUAUCCCACGUCCAUCGAUCCAUGGUCAUUUGUGGGAUAAACAGGUUUAUCUUGGCAGGCUCCCUUGGUUCGUCUAGCCCCCUCCACGUCUCUACUAACCUCUACAUCGAGAGGCGUUCGUCUUCGGCGGUGGGAGAAGAUCUGGCACACCCGGGCAAGAUUCCCUUCCACAUAGGAGCUACCCUCCUCUUCUCCCCAUCUUCUUUUUUUUUUUUUUUUUUUUUUUUUUUUUUGUUUGAGGGAGGCAAUCUAUAUUCUUCGUUCGUCAUUGGUCCUUGGUCCUACCGGCGUUCCUACUUCGAGGAGACGUUCGGUAUCCGCGGACAUCUCAAUGAGGAACAGGUUUAUCUGCAUCGAGAUUCCCUGGCGCUUCGUUCGUCCCUGGUCCUUGGUCCUACCGGCGUCCUUACUUCGAGGAGACGUUCGGUAUCCGCAGACAUCGCAAGGAGGAACAGGUUUAUCUGCAUCGAGAUUCCCUGGUGCUUCGUUCGUCCCUGGUCCUUGGUCCUACCGGCGCCCUUACUUCGAGGAGACGUUCGGUAUCCGCAGACAUCGCAAGGAGGAACAGGUUUAUCUGCAUCGAGAUUCCCUGGCGCUUCGUUCGUCCCUGGUCCGUGGUCCUACCGAUCUUCCUACAUCGAAGAAGACAUUCGGUAUCCAAGAAACUCGCAGGGAUCACGGGAUGUCACACAUAAUGGUGGUGGCAUACCAACACGAAUAAAAUGACGGGGCGACGGAAUAGCUGGUCGUCAUGCGAAGGCGAUGGUCACCCUCCUGGAGGGGAGGGGUAAGCCCGAUCGCUGACUCAAGAAGGUCGGCAUUGGGAACCGAUAUACAAUGAUCAUAAUGUCGCUGAGCAGUCGGUCCUGAUAAUGGAGAUGGCAAUAGUGUCCGGUCAGGCCGAUAUAUCCGAGCAACGGCUCUCAUCCAACGCAGCGCGGGGAUGAAACCGGUCUUCAAAAGAUAAAUAUGUCGUGCCGAGAGGCCGAACAUAACAUGAUAGUGUCGGCAGUGAGAGGCCGACCUGAAAGAAUCAAACAACGGUCCUCGUCCGCGGGGUGGCGGGGACGAGGCCGGUCUUCAAGAGACAAGCACGCCGAGCCGAGAGGCCGGUCGUGGUAUAAUGGUGUCGGCAAUGAGCGGCCGAUCUGAGAAAAUCAAGCAACGGCCCUCGUCCGCGAGGGCGGGGACGAGGCCGGUCUUCAAAAGAUAAGCACGCCGAGCCGAGAGGCCGGUCGUGAUAUGACGAUAUCGGCAAUGAGAGGCCGAUCUGAGAAAACAAGCAACGGUCCUCAUCCGCGCAGUGCGGGGACGAGGCCGGUCUUCAAAUAUGAACACGCCGAGCCGAGGGGCCGGUCGUGGUAUGAUAAUGUCGGCAAUGAGAUGCCGGUCAAGAUAUGGUCAAGCAACGGUCCUUGUCCACGAGGUGGCGGGGACGAGGCCGGUCUUCGAAUGUGAUCAUCACGCCGGUCCGAGAGGCCGGUCGUGGUAUAAUGGUGUCGGCAAUGAGCGGCCGAUCUGAGAAAAUCAAGCAACGGCCCUCGUCCGCGAGGGCGGGGACGAGGCCGGUCUUCAAAUAUGAACACGCCGAGCCGAGAGGCCGGUCGUGAUAUGACGAUAUCGGCAAUGAGAGGCCGAUCUGAGAAAACAAGCAACGGUCCUCAUCCGCGCAGUGCGGGGACGAGGCCGGUCUUCAAAUAUGAACACGCCGAGCCGAGGGGCCGGUCGUGGUAUGAUAAUGUCGGCAAUGAGAUGCCGAUCAAGAUAUGGUCAAGCAACGGUCCUCGUCCACGAGGUGGCGGGGACGAGGCCGGUCUUCGAAUAUGAUCAUCACGCCGGUCCGAGAGGCCGGUCGUGGUAUAAUGGUGUCGGCAAUGAGCGGCCGACAUGAAAGAACCAAGCAACGGUCCUCAUCCGCGCAGCGCGGGGACGAGACCGGUCUUCAAAAGAUGAACACGCCGAGCCGAGGGGCCGGUCGUGGUAUGAUAAUGUCGGCGAUGAGAGGCCGACCUGAAAAUCAGGAUGGUCUCACGGCCCUCGGCCGUGAUGGUCUCCUCUAGGCCCUCGGCCUCUGAAUGAUGGAUGAUCGUCUCACGGUCCUCCGCCGUGGUAGUCCACUAUAGUCCUCGGCCUCUAGGUGUUCUCUCCUAGGCCAUCGGUCUCUAGGGUGGAGAUGCUCGUCUCACGGUCCUCCGCCGUGAUGGUCUCCUCUUUAGCUGGCCCUGAACGUCUUCAAGACUCGGGCCGAGCGUCUUUUAAUCAUUUCACUCGAGCGCGUCGAGUGAUUUCAGCUGCGCAAUAAGCAUGGUAACGGCCACAUGGCCCAACAAUAAAUAUGCACACAUAACCAUCUGCAUGGGUCAUCGUGGCUUCCCUCUAACACCCACGAUUACCGGCCUAUGGGUCAUCGUGACCCUCGACCCGGCUCAUCGUGCGGGGUUAAUGGACGUAGUAGCUCGCGGCGGGGCCAAUUAGCAGCCCGCCGAACGUCACAUAGAAAUAUUCACCGGUCCGUGAGUUUUCAAACUCAGACCCAAGUUGGUCGCACUACCCUCGAAAAAUGAGGUUGAGCACUUCGGUGCCCUCGGGCCCCACAGGCCACGUUUGGCACGGUCACUUCGCCUAGUGGCGCAGAUGGUACUAGGGUACGAUCGUCGCUCGGGCACUUGGUGCCGUGCGGACCAAUGCGUAACCCCCCAAUUAAAAUGCGUCGUCGGGGCAUCGCCCUUCUGGAGACGCUCAAAUCGCUUAAUCAAGCCGAUCGAGAGUGGGCCAAUCGGGCCCACAAGAAAUUAAAUAUCCAAUAAAAUGUUGGCUGAACCAACCAUCACUAGAGCUUCGCUCCACAUUAUUUAAUUCGGGACAUUUUUAUCCCUAAUAAAUAAUGGUGACGUAACAGGUAAUAGCAAUGAUAUUUUCCUAUCAAAGGCCAUUCAGGUAAGCUCCGCUCGCUAAUUAAAGCCGAUUGGGAGCGGGCCUACGAGCCCACAAUAACCCAUCAUUUUAAUUAAAAUGAUGGUGAAAAUAAUUAUCACUAGAGCAUCGCUCCACAUUAUUUAAUUUCGGGGGGUUUUACCCCUAAUAAAUAAUGGUGAUAAAAAUAAUUUAACCAAUAGCAGGAAAAUUAUUCUAUAGCAUCAACAAAUAAACAAAUAAAUGUUCCAAUCUAAAGUGUGGGUACUUAGCUUUAUGGGGUUCGGCCAGCUGAUAUCAUAAAGUAGAGAAAGGUGAGCUUUCCCCAAUCUUGACUUGGUCAAAAUUCCUUCAAGGACAUUGGCUCUCCACUGUCUGGCCUCUGUUUCUCGGACGUGGCCUGCCUUAGACCAAGGCAUCAUGUGCGGAGUGCAUCUCUUAGAAAGGGCAGGUGGAGCACCUUCCUACCAAACCAGACGCAGCCCGUCCGUGCCGGCCACCUUCUGCCGGGGGAGAUGGGGUCGCAGCGUUGCAAGGACGGCCAGAAAAGCUACUCCCCGGUGGAAGCUUAACCGAAAUUGCUAAACCCCUCUUAUGAGCUCGAAACCACCAUUAAUGGCGGAAACCAAGGAUGUGUCUGGUCGGAAAAUCCCCCGAGUUGGGUCGGCAGCGAGGUUGAGCCCUGAGCAGCGACUGACCAGACGGAGGUGCGACCACCGUCUUUGAUCUUCCGGCGGUGCGGCGAACCGCGGCUGGCUCGGAGAGCUUCUGACGUUACACGGCGGAGAUUUGGCAGAUGCUCCGGCGGCGGCGAUGCUCCGGCGGCGGCAGCUAAACAGAGAAAAAUCCAGACAGCCCAAAUCUUCCAAAAUCCUCCUUUCCCUUCUUCCUCUUUGCUGAAGAACAGUCAAAUCUUCGAAUGAUUUUUUUUUCAGAAAUGAAGAACAACGUGAAUCUUUUUGGACAGAUUCCCACAGACGGCGCCAGUGUUGAGUUUAAUCCAACACGAUAUAGUAAAUAUAUGUAUAAAUGUGUAUGAACAACUCAGUUUUUACGUGGAAACCCGAAAGGGAGAAAACCACGGGACUUUUUAGGCUAAUGUCCAAGCCCUCUCAAUUCUCAUUAGGCUCUCCUCACCAUUACAUUAUACAAGCUUGAAGCUCCCAUUAAU
Messenger RNA from Cuscuta epithymum, 6305 nucleotides. NCBI's taxonomy places the organism in Eukaryota, Viridiplantae, Streptophyta, Magnoliopsida, Solanales, Convolvulaceae. The record is from the annotation of a GenBank genome assembly.